AGUGAGAGAGAGAGUGUGUGAGAGAGUGAGAGAGAGAGAGAGAGAGAGGGAUAGCGUGCGUGUCCAAGAGAGAAAAAUGUAAGAUACGUUAAUACACGAUCGGAAUCAAGUGUCGUAGCUAACUUCGCGCGAGGCAUAGGCGAAGGACGUUUCGCACGGAAGGAAACAACAGGAAACACGAGACUCGUUUCUAGGUUCUUUCUGAAAGAAAAAUUGGCGGAAGAGUCGUUGAAUCAUGCGACGUAGGAUCGGUGGACGAACGCUCGAUCGAUAAAUACGCGGCCGAUUCGUAUCGAAGAGUCGGUUACCUAAAAGGAUCUUGCAUCAAAAAUGCAUCGUUUCCGACUAUUUCGAGGUUAUACGAGUCUUCGACGUGUUUCUUUGCCUCCUUCUCGGGGAAUGGCGAAAGAAAUCACCGUCGAUACGAAAUACGAGCUGUAUCGAUUAGAGAGCGGACCGUCGACGAAGGCGACGAUAACCGAAGAGGAAGCAAUUCACGCGCUGAAAACGAUGAACUAUAUCAGGCGGAUGGAAAGCAAAUGCGCGGAAUUGUAUAGAACGCGGAUGAUUAAUGGUUUCCUCCAUUUGUAUUCAGGUCAGGAGGCGGUAGCUGUGGGGAUGACGAUGGCGAUGAAAGAAUCCGAUAGCCUGAUAACGGCUUACAGAUGUCACGGAUUCGGGAUAUGUUUCGGUCUGUCGGCGCGACAAGUUCUCGCGGAAUUGAUGGGUCGACGAACCGGUGCUUCGCAAGGCAAAGGUGGUUCGAUGCACAUGUACGCGCCAAGAUUCUACGGCGGAGAUGGGAUCGUCGGCGGCCAGGUGCCGAUCGGCGUCGGAUUAGCGUUCGCGCACAAAUACAAAGGCAGCGGAGGAGUCGCGUGGGUGCUCUACGGCGAUGGCGCCGCGUCCCAGGGUCAAAUCUACGAGGCGUACAACAUGUCGAAACUCUGGAACCUGCCGGUGGUCUACAUUUGUGAGAACAACCAGUACGCGAUGGGAACAGCGGCGCACCGGCACUCGGCGAACACGGCAUUUUACACGAGGGGAGAUUUGAUUCCAGGCGUAAAGGUGGACGGGAUGCAUAUACUCGAUGUACACGAAGCGGUGAAAUUCGCCGGAGACUACGCCCUUCGAAACGGUCCGAUCAUUCUGGAAAUGGACACGUAUCGAUACUUCGGACACAGCAUGAGCGACCCGGGGAUCUCUUACCGCAGCAGAGACGAAGUCAAGCAGAUUCAGACAGAAGCGGAUCCUAUUACGAAUCUUCACAAGCUGAUCGUUCAAAACGGCUUGAAAACCCAAGAGGAGCUCGAAGAGAUGCGAAAGGCAACGUGGAAGCAAGUGGACCAAGAAUUGGAAGAGGCCAAAGCCGAUCCGCCGCCGGACCUGACGGAAAUCGGGACGCACGUAUAUUCGAAGCCAUUAGAGAAGUCGCGAGGCAAAGUCCCGUGGCAAACUCAUUGAUACUCGAUGGUUCGUCGAGGCAGAAUUAUUCGUUUAAUAAAUCUUUUCUCGACUGCAA
This is a messenger RNA of Megalopta genalis, 1522 nucleotides long. RefSeq names its product pyruvate dehydrogenase E1 component subunit alpha, mitochondrial. NCBI's taxonomy places the organism in Eukaryota, Metazoa, Arthropoda, Insecta, Hymenoptera, Halictidae. The record is from RefSeq and is a predicted model, not a curated record. Gene Ontology annotation, cellular component: intracellular membrane-bounded organelle. Gene Ontology annotation, molecular function: pyruvate dehydrogenase (acetyl-transferring) activity. Gene Ontology annotation, biological process: pyruvate decarboxylation to acetyl-CoA.